GCUCACGCCUUCUUCCUCUACUCACGGGGCUCAAGACUCACGCCGUCUGCUCUGCCACGUAAUCUCGAGUAAGAGCCCUGAUCUCUCACAACAACUCUUCUCACGGACGUCACUGGGAACAAAACAAAACUCACUCCGGGAGGUGCAUCUUGAAACUAACCUAAAAACCGGCGAACACACCCUCACGGGAGUCUCCACAGGGCAUGUGUGAGAGUGUGUGUGUGUGUGUGCGUGUGUGUGUGCAGCAUGCGUCAGCUGAAGGGGAAGCCUCGUAAGGAGUCGUGGAAGGACAAGCGCGAGCGGAAGCAGGCCAUGCUGGAGGCGCGUCAGCAGGUCACCACCGUCGUCGUGCCAACACUCCUGCUGCUCGUCGCCCUCAUCGUGCUCUUUGUCUACGUGGCAACCCGCCCCGGCGACCUCGAGUAGCAACCGCCAUGGAGGAGCUCUGAGAACACUCUUUCUCCCUCUCUCUCUCUCUUUCUCCCUCUCUCUUUCCCCCUCCCUCUCUCUCUCCCUCCCUCCCUCUCUCUCUCCCUCUCUUUCUCCCUCUCUCUCCCUCCCUCUCCCCUUCCCUCUGCAUCUGGAUUGUUUGGCGUUGUUGUUCGUGGUUGCCAGGGGCAACAGCAGAGAUUGAGCCUCUACAUGAACGAAGAUGUCACUCAGCACAAACCCCGCCUCCACCACAAGGACACACCCCCAUCAGCACAAAGGCACGCCCCCACCAGAGACACACCCCCGUCAGCACGAAGCCACGCCUCCACCACGGGGCAGUGCCUGCGAACUCACUCCACCCAAAGACCAGUCCAGACAGAGCAGUGUGUGUGUGAGUGAGUGUGUGUGUGUGAGAGUGUUUCUUAGACUAGGAGGACAAACUAUGAAGAAGACAAUCAUGGAACUUCACACACACACACACACACACGCAUGCAUGCACCCACACAAACACAGAAAUGCAGCAUUCUAGCUGGACUUGAAUGUUAAUAUGUGCCUUAAUCCUGAUAUACAAUGCAAUGAAUAAAACCUGAAAUGAUGAAAAAUGA
This is a messenger RNA of Alosa sapidissima (American shad), 1037 nucleotides long. It is a transcript of the gene smco4, whose product is annotated as single-pass membrane protein with coiled-coil domains 4. NCBI's taxonomy places the organism in Eukaryota, Metazoa, Chordata, Actinopteri, Clupeiformes, Clupeidae. The record is from RefSeq and is a predicted model, not a curated record. The coding region runs from base 247 to 426 and encodes 59 amino acids. The transcript is spliced from 3 exons.